AUGGCAGCGCCAAAUAACGAUCACUGGACCCAAAAGGCCGAGGUGCCUUCCGGAGAUGAAAUCAUGGGCCUUGAUAACACCCAAGACGAGAUUGUUUUGCCAUCCAAUCGACCUUUGGGUCCCUGGACAUCUGUUGUUGAAUACCUGGGCACACACUAUCAGCUAUUCCGAGAAGAAGCCAUCGCGCCGCUUCGAGAUGCUGUGGCAUACUUACGUGAAAGUCCGGGCAUGAAGGAUUCCAAGACUGUGUCCAUUUACGACAAGGGCCACCUUGUCCGCGUGACCGCAGCCACCCGCGGACUUGCAUUUCGCAUCCGCUUUUCUACCGAACGCGCCGGAAAAAAAAUCAUCUGGCCGCAUUCAUCCCGUCUGGUACCUGGAUCUCUUGUUGCUUUGUCUCCUGCAAACGACAUGUUUUCUACCAAAUGCAUGGUAGCAACUGUGGCAUCGCGAGCCUUGGAGAAUGUCACCAAGUACCCGCCUGAGAUUGAUAUCUACUUCGCUUGUCCUGAUGAUAUUGACAUCGAUUCUCAACAAGAGUGGGUCAUGGUAGAAGCAAAGGAGGGCUAUUUUGAAGCUUCCCGGUAUACCUUGACUGCUCUCCAGAAGAUGGUCAAAGAGAAGUUCCCUCUAAGCCAGUUUAUCUGUGGCUUGGAUACAAACGUUGCUGUUGCAGAAAAUGCCAAGAUGAAACAAUUCAUGAAUUUCCAACAUCUGACUGGCGUUGCCGCCAAAGAAAAAGAUGUGCACAGCAUCCUUGACCUGCCAGAUACUCCCAUGGGGAGUCUGAAUAUUCUCCAGUGGCAAGCUAUGAAGGAAAUUCUGACGAAGAAAAUUACUCUCAUCCAAGGCCCCCCAGGUACCGGCAAAACUCAUGUAUCCGUUGCUGCGUUGCAGGUUUUACUGCAAAGUAUGGUGAAAGGAGACCCACCGAUCAUAAUUGCUGCUCACACAAACCAUGCAGUUGACCAGCUUCUCAAGCUGGUGUCCACCUCUGAGCCAAACUAUAUUCGCCUGGGUGGACGGACUACUGACUUGCAGAUUGUCGAAAAGACGUUGUACAACAUCAAGAGAUCCCGUCCGCUCCCAAGGUUUAAUUACUCUUUCAGAGACUUAAAGAAAGAGACAUAUAACCUGGCCUCCUUGAUUCUGGCUGUCUUCAAACCAUUGCAACCAGAGAUAAACGGGAAUAUCAUCAGUGCUUCGACUUUUCUCGACUAUGGCGUGUUGACCACAGAACAGGUUGAAUCCUUGAAGUUCGAGGUGGAUCUAUUGAUGGGCUGGAAUGAUCAUAAAGAGAGUGAGCCUCUGGCCUGUUGGAUCGAUGAACACGCCCCGAAAACCUUAGUGGACUACGGUGAAGAAUGCACGAGUUUUCUAGAGGAUGACAUGGACAGAAUGGAUGAAGCAAAGCAGGGGUAUGAUGCUGAAGACCGAGAUACACUCAGUGGCAAAUCUGCCGCAUUUGAUGCAAUGUUCAGUCAGAGGGACAACGAUUCUGUCACGGAAGACACCAUUCGCGCCCAUCUACAGGGUCCAGACUUGUGCCAGAUCCCAUCGAAGCUACGAGGACCUACCUACAAAUAUCUUCGAGGGAAGCUGAUACAAAUCUUGAACGAGAAUGUCCGGGACCUUGCAAAGCGAUAUAAUGAAGCCUGCAAGUCGUUCGCGGUUGCGAGAUUGGAGGGGGACUGCGAGAUUCUUCGUAGCGCCAAGCUGAUUGCUAUGACUACAACCGGUCUCAGCAAGUAUCGGGAUCUUGUGGCUAGCCUCAAGCCCCGUAUUGUCAUGAUCGAAGAAGCCGCUGAGGUUCUCGAAGGUCCCGUCACAGCGGCAUGCAUGGAAUCUGUCGAGCAGCUGAUUCUCGUGGGAGACCAUAAACAGCUAAGGGGGCACUGUGCUUUGCCCGAUUUGACUGGGCCUCCCUUCCAUUUGGAUCUGUCAAUGUUCGAGAGACUGAUCGGAAACAACAUGCCAUACAUCAUGUUGCGAGAGCAGCGUCGUAUGGUUCCGGAAAUCCGAGAACUCCUUCACCCAAUCUACGGUGAACUUCAUGAUCAUCGAAGCGUCCGAGAAUACCCCCCCAUCCCUGGCAUGGGAAAUACGCGCACAUUCUUCUUCACUCAUCGCUGGCCUGAGCAAGGUGAUAGUUUUUCCUCCAAGCUCAAUGAAAUGGAAGGGGCCAUGGUAGUCGAGCUUUGCGUCUGGCUUAUCCUGAACGGGACCCCCGGCAACAAGAUCACGAUCUUGACAUUUUACAAUGGACAAAGGACAACAAUCUUCAAGUUGAUGCGAAGACACAAACAUAGCUUGCUACUCAAGAGUACAAAUAUUGUGACUGUUGACUCGUACCAGGGAGAAGAGAAUGAGAUCAUCUUGGCGUCCCUUGUUCGGAGCAAUUCGAAUCAAUCAAUCGGAUUUCUUGGGGUGGACAAUCGAGUCUGUGUGGCAUUGUCCCGCGCAAAGCGAGGGUUUUUCCUCUUCGGAAAUGCGGAGGUUCUUGCUUCUAGCAGUCCACUCUGGAAGCAAGUUCUCAGCAUCAUGAUGGCCGAUCUCAACAACUUGCGUGUUGGGCGAACUUUCCCAUUGACCUGCAAGUCACAUGGUCGUCCAAUUUACAUUAGUGGUAAGAAGCUCCUCGACAAUGAACAUUCAAUUGAUGAUCUGAAAAUGGCUAACGAUGAUUGA
This is a messenger RNA of Penicillium verhagenii, 2688 nucleotides long. RefSeq lists its product as uncharacterized. The transcript has 3 exons. The record is from RefSeq and is a predicted model, not a curated record. Gene Ontology annotation, molecular function: helicase activity. Bases 1 to 2688 code for a protein of 895 amino acids. Lineage: Eukaryota; Fungi; Ascomycota; Eurotiomycetes; Eurotiales; Aspergillaceae. Gene Ontology annotation, biological process: regulatory ncRNA-mediated heterochromatin formation. Gene Ontology annotation, cellular component: nuclear RNA-directed RNA polymerase complex.